AGAAAGAUGAGGCUCCAAGAGGAGAAUAUAGCUUAGCCUAGGUCACUCAGUCAGGAAGUGGCUGGUGAGGAUAAAUAGUCAUGGCAGGGUAUCACCUAGCCUGAGGUCCAACAUAACAUUCACUCAGUACUUGAGAGCUGGGGCUAUUCCUGGCAUUCAAAGGGCUGCCUGUUCUGUCCCUCAGCAUAGGAAAUACCAACCCAGGUAACCGAGAAGAUGGAAUUGAAUAUCAUCAGCCUGCCUGUCUGGGCCUCACUAAUUCUUGAGGGGGUAGUGGUCACUUGGAGUGGCCUGAGCAGCUUUGGUUCUAUCUGGGCAUUUCCUUGGGUGGGCAGCCCUCACCCUGUCCUUGAAAUGGUUCAGGCUGGGUAGCAACCUCUAUGUGGUGUGGGCAAAAUAUGGGACUGGUUUAGGGCGGGGACAAGACCGAGAACACAGGUUUCCUUGUAUUGCUGGAGAGAGGGAGGGCAGAAGGAAAUUGGAGACCCCAUUUCUGUCUUAGUUACUCUUGCUCAUAGUCCAUGAUGACUUGGUCCAGGGUGUUCCUCGGUAUCAUCUUGCUGUCUGCCUUACUAGGACCUAGUAUUGGGGGCCGCCCCAUGCCCAAGCUUGCUGACCGGAAGCUGUGUGCUGAUGAGGAAUGCAGCCACCCCAUCUCCAUGGCUGUGGCCCUUCAGGACUACGUGGCCCCUGACUGCCGUUUCCUGACCAUACACAGGGGCCAAGUUGUGUAUGUCUUUUCCAAGCUGAAGGGCCGGGGUCGGCUCUUCUGGGGAGGCAGUGUUCAGGGAGAUUACUAUGGAGACCUGGCUGCUCGCCUGGGCUUUUUCCCCGGUAGCAUUGUACGGGAGGACCAGAUCCUGAAACCUGGCAAAAUCGAUGUGAAGACAGAUAAAUGGGAUUUCUACUGUCAGUGAGCUCCGCCUAACGCUGUCCCUGCUGUUUUUUUCCCCCAGCUUUAUGCAAAUACAUCAGCC
Messenger RNA from Phyllostomus hastatus (greater spear-nosed bat), 977 nucleotides. RefSeq names its product MIA SH3 domain containing (gene MIA). The record is from RefSeq and is a predicted model, not a curated record. Gene Ontology annotation, biological process: extracellular matrix organization. Gene Ontology annotation, molecular function: protein binding. The transcript has 4 exons. The coding region runs from base 522 to 917 and encodes 131 amino acids. Lineage: Eukaryota; Metazoa; Chordata; Mammalia; Chiroptera; Phyllostomidae.